AUGACAGUGGCAAGUGACGGUGGGAGUGACCAGGAGCAGCGGGCGCGGGACAUAAUAAGGCUCCUCAGCUCCGACUGUUGGCGCGUCAAGAGAGUUACAAAAACACCCCCACAAAACGCCCUCGGCUUGAGGUCUGUCGCAUCAUCAACGCUCCUCUUCCAGAGCACUGGGAUCCAACGGUCUGGCACACAGUCUGUUCAGCGCGAUCCCAGAGUAAACUGGAAAUGUCGCGGAGUUGGGGAGCGUGCACGAAAGGCUCUCCGCGCUGCUGAAACCUGGAGAAACUCGAAGAAGGGCAGCUGA
This is a messenger RNA of Coccidioides immitis RS, 303 nucleotides long. RefSeq lists its product as uncharacterized. The record is from RefSeq and is a predicted model, not a curated record. NCBI's taxonomy places the organism in Eukaryota, Fungi, Ascomycota, Eurotiomycetes, Onygenales, Onygenaceae. The transcript is spliced from 2 exons. The coding region runs from base 1 to 303 and encodes 100 amino acids.